Molecule: messenger RNA, 1377 nt
Organism: Sarcophilus harrisii (Tasmanian devil)
Lineage: Eukaryota; Metazoa; Chordata; Mammalia; Dasyuromorphia; Dasyuridae
Gene: PTHLH
Product: parathyroid hormone like hormone
Exons: 4
Coding region: 378-911 (177 amino acids)
Biological process (GO): bone mineralization; osteoblast development; adenylate cyclase-activating G protein-coupled receptor signaling pathway
Cellular component (GO): extracellular region
Molecular function (GO): hormone activity; peptide hormone receptor binding
Source: RefSeq, a predicted model, not a curated record
GCUUUCUUUCUCCCAGCACAUGUUCCUAGGGCGCCACCUCUUUGCGAGUCGCUCACUUCUUCAGCAGGUUUUGCCUCCAGAGCGUGUGAACAUUCCAGCCCCAGCUCAGUUUCUAACCCUGCUCUAACCUGCACAAGCAAAGCAUGCUUUCCAGCCUGUAGAGCGGACCCGUCGUUGUACCUCCCGCUGCUGCCACUGCCACCGCCACUGCCUCCACUGCCUCUGCUGCUGCCUCUGCUGCUUUUUUUAAAAGAUCCCUCUGCAACCUGGCUCCCUAGAUAAAAAACGACGACAUACGCCUUUUCCAAAAGUGUGUGUGGAAUCAACUUUCUAUCUGAACACUGCAUCCAAGGAGGUUCCGAGACCACGAAGAUACAAUGUUCAGGAAAUUGUUUCAGCAGUGGAGCUUUGCAGUGUUUCUGCUGAGUUAUUCUGUUCCCGCUUGUGGGAGAUCAGUGGAGGGGCUCAGCCGCCGACUCAAAAGAGCUGUAUCAGAACAUCAGUUUCUCCAUGACAAAGGGAAAGUUAUUCAAGAUCUACGACGAAGAAUUUUUCUUCAAAAUUUGAUCGAAGGUAUUAACACAGCUGAAAUACGAGCUACCUUAGAGGUUUCUCCUAAUCCCAAACCUGCUACCAAUACAAAGAACUACCCUGUCCGCUUUGGAAGUGAAGAUGAAGGGAGAUAUCUAACUCAGGAGACCAACAAGGCACAGACAUAUAAAGAGCAGCCACUGAGGACAUCUAACAAGAAAAAGAAAGGCAAACCUGGGAAACGCAAGGAACAGGAAAAGAAAAAACGGCGAACUCGAUCAACUUGGUUAAACUCUGGAGUAGCUGGUAGUGGGGUUGAAGGGAUUCACCUAUCAGACAUCUCUGGGACUACGCUGGAUCUCAACUUAUGGAGGCAUUGAAAUUUUCAUCUGAGGACUUCAGAAAACAUAUUGCAGUAUUCUGUAAUAGUAAACAUAUGGAAAGUAUUAGAAAUAUUUAUUGUCUGUAAAUACUGUAAAUGCAUUGGAAUAAAACGGUGCCCCUUCCCUAUUGCUCAAUGAAAUGGCACAUUGGUCAUUGUGAAUUUUCUUUUUUCCCUCCAGGCUAAGCCAAUUAUUAUCCCAUUUUAUCAUAAUUUAUUUUUUGAAUGAUGUAUUUAUUUUGUAAAUGUAUCUUGGUGCUGCUGACUUAAUUUUUUUGUAACAUAAUGCACUUUAGAUAUACAUAUCAAUUAUGUGGAUAACUGACACAAGUAAGUGUUGCUAUUUGUGGUUCAUUUUAAUAAAUGCCUGAGUAUAAUUGUUCAAACUGCUUUUCCUCUCUGCAUGUAAAAAUAGCAGUAUUUUGAAUUUGUAAAGAAAGUCUAAUAAAAUAUAAUCUACUUAU